Molecule: messenger RNA, 1341 nt
Organism: Homalodisca vitripennis (glassy-winged sharpshooter)
Lineage: Eukaryota; Metazoa; Arthropoda; Insecta; Hemiptera; Cicadellidae
Product: putative transmembrane protein 183BP
Exons: 7
Coding region: 330-1268 (312 amino acids)
Biological process (GO): regulation of protein stability
Cellular component (GO): SCF ubiquitin ligase complex
Source: RefSeq, a predicted model, not a curated record
UUUUUCUGUUUCGCUUAGCAUGACGUGACAUUAUGAUAACUAUUGAUUGCAUCAGCACAAGUAAAUUUAUGAUAUAUUUUACAACCUGACAGAUACCGGUAAUGGUAUUAAAUGAUGAUAUUUUUUUAAAGCAUUUUACUUCAAACAUUUUAAAUUUUGAGUUUUUUAAAACUCUUUAAAAGGCUCGAUAAAGUUCUAAAAAUGUCAGUAGUUUUGUAUAAUACUGAAAGUAGUAAAGCAGACGAAGCGUUUGUUGGGAAAAUUACGAAAGAAUUAACGUUAAAUUUUUGUGGUUGAUCUCUAACUAAAUAAGUUAAGCCUUAUUGAAAAUGUCUGAAAAGGGCAAGAAAUCUGGUAAAAAAUCUGGUUCUCACAAAGGAUUUAACAGAGAUGUUGGAGAUGUGACUUUGGCAGAUUAUGCGAAUUCAAGUGUUCUACCUGGAAGAGGAAGGCUUAGAAAAUCCAAAGCAUCCUUAAGUGUGGUCUGUGAAGUCAAGCAAUUAAACAUACAAGACAAGGCUUGGGACGAAAAACUGGAUGAGUUUGAAGGUGAUUUUGAUUUUGUCAAAGAAGAAAAUGAAGAUGGUGAAGAAGUUUUUGUAAUGAAGAAGGCAUCAUGUCGCCGCAAGAAGACAUUGAGUGAGAGUAUUGCUGGAUGCAGCGCAGACGGAAACACAUAUCCACUGGAUAUCUGGCACAUUCUGUCCAAGUAUAUCCGACCCGAGGAUAUCGCCACAUUCUCCGCCAUCUGCAGGAACUCUUGGUCUGUUGUCCAAACCCCCACAUUCUGGCUCAGUCUUUAUAAAAGAUACUACAAGAAUGUACCGAACUUGCCAUCAAGACUACAGCCAGCCUGUAUGGUGCGCCACCACGGACUGAAGGCUUGCGUUAUCCGCUCACUGUUCUACAUGUAUCCACCUCUGGCCGCUCGCAUAGACCGAGCGUCCAUGAGUGCCCCCUACCAUCUCAAGUCUCGCCAAUGCAUUUCCAUGUGGCAAGAGCGAGUAUCACAACCCAACAAGUGGAAGUUGAGCUUCAAGUUGCGUCGUAAGGAUUUCCAGCCUUGCCAAAGUAAGGGAGGAAAGCCAAAUCUAAUGGAAAUCUUGGGUGAUAUAUUUGCCAAUGCUGACGAAGGUUGUACACUUUUACAGGUUGUGAGUGCUGAGAGGAUGGUACUGCCAGUAGUUAUGGGCUUGACGGUACACAAUAUCAACAUGAGCCUGGACAUGAACAUGGGCACAUGUACAAGUAGGCUAACUGUACUGUGACUUGUCUGCAGGUUGUGAGUGCUGAGAGGAUGGUACUGCCAGUAGUUAUGGGCUUGACGGUACACAAUAUCAA